Molecule: messenger RNA, 2551 nt
Organism: Phyllostomus hastatus (greater spear-nosed bat)
Lineage: Eukaryota; Metazoa; Chordata; Mammalia; Chiroptera; Phyllostomidae
Gene: SPOP
Product: speckle type BTB/POZ protein
Exons: 11
Coding region: 332-1456 (374 amino acids)
Biological process (GO): proteasome-mediated ubiquitin-dependent protein catabolic process; regulation of proteolysis
Cellular component (GO): cytoplasm; nucleus
Molecular function (GO): ubiquitin protein ligase binding
Source: RefSeq, a predicted model, not a curated record
GUUCCGGCCGGUGUGUGUCGGUGUGUGUGUGUGUGUGUGAGUGUGCGCGUUCAGAGUGUGUGUGUAUUUGUGUAUCGGCGGUCCCGCAGGUCCCGGAUGUUGCGGACAGUAUGAGGCGAGCGCAGGGGGACGGGGACCAGCAGCUGUUGCCGCCGUUCUCAGUUAUCACUGUUUGAAGACAGGGAGGCAACAAAGGAGCUGAAGAAUCUACAAAUUGGAUAGUGAGCACUGUAUUGAUUCCAGCCUUUUUUCCCCCCAGUAAAUUGGUGAAGAGAGAACAGAAAUCUUUGUCCCCUAACUUUGGAAAUUUUGUGUAACCUUCAAACUGGCGAUGUCAAGGGUUCCAAGUCCUCCACCUCCGGCAGAAAUGUCGAGUGGCCCUGUAGCCGAGAGCUGGUGCUACACGCAGAUCAAGGUAGUGAAAUUCUCCUACAUGUGGACCAUCAAUAACUUUAGCUUUUGCCGGGAGGAAAUGGGUGAAGUCAUUAAAAGUUCAACAUUUUCAUCAGGAGCCAAUGAUAAACUGAAAUGGUGUUUGAGAGUAAACCCAAAAGGGCUAGAUGAAGAAAGCAAAGAUUACCUGUCACUUUACCUGUUACUGGUCAGCUGUCCAAAGAGUGAAGUUCGGGCAAAAUUCAAAUUCUCCAUCCUCAAUGCCAAGGGAGAAGAAACCAAAGCCAUGGAGAGUCAACGGGCGUAUAGGUUUGUGCAAGGCAAAGACUGGGGCUUCAAAAAAUUCAUCCGCAGAGAUUUUCUCUUGGAUGAAGCCAACGGGCUUCUCCCUGAUGACAAGCUUACCCUCUUCUGUGAGGUGAGUGUGGUGCAGGAUUCCGUCAACAUUUCCGGCCAGAACACCAUGAACAUGGUGAAGGUUCCCGAGUGCCGGCUGGCCGAUGAGUUAGGAGGACUGUGGGAGAAUUCCCGGUUCACAGACUGUUGUUUGUGCGUUGCCGGCCAGGAAUUCCAGGCUCACAAAGCUAUCCUGGCAGCCCGUUCUCCGGUGUUCAGUGCCAUGUUCGAGCACGAAAUGGAGGAGAGCAAAAAGAAUCGGGUUGAAAUCAACGAUGUGGAGCCUGAAGUCUUUAAGGAAAUGAUGUGCUUCAUUUACACGGGGAAGGCUCCGAACCUGGACAAGAUGGCUGAUGAUUUGCUGGCAGCUGCUGACAAGUAUGCCCUGGAGCGUUUGAAGGUCAUGUGUGAGGAUGCCCUCUGCAGUAACCUCUCCGUGGAGAACGCUGCAGAAAUUCUCAUCUUGGCUGACCUCCACAGCGCAGAUCAAUUGAAAACUCAGGCAGUGGAUUUCAUCAACUAUCACGCUUCGGAUGUCUUGGAGACCUCCGGGUGGAAGUCCAUGGUGGUGUCACAUCCCCACUUGGUGGCUGAGGCGUACCGCUCUCUGGCUUCAGCACAGUGCCCCUUUCUGGGACCCCCGCGCAAGCGCCUGAAGCAGUCCUAAGAUCCUGCUGUCGUGAGACUCCGUUGAUUUUCCUGAAGCGGCGGCCACUGUUGCUGCCACUGACCACCAGGUAGACAGCGCAGUCUGUGGAGCUUUGACUCUGCUGUGGGGGAGACUGCGCUGUGGCCCCAGACUUUUAAAGCAGCACUAAAUAAACUUGGGGAAAUGGGGGGAGGGAAGGGCCAGGGACUCGGGGCUGUUCGACCUAAUGAAAACCCUGUUGCUGUGUCACUGUGUUCCCUUUGGCCUGGCCGAGUGCGAUCCCGUGGGAUUCGGUUUAGGCGCUGGCCCUGAGGACAUCCUGGCGGCGUGGUACUUGGAGAAACCUGCCUGCAUCUGACGGAGCAGAACCAAUCGUCAGGGGCCUGGAGCAAAAGGAAAAAGGAAGAAGGACAUUUAGUUUUAAGACAAGGGGAAAGAAAAGGAAAGAAGAAAGGAUUUUUGCAGAAUUUCUCAAAAAUCAGUUUGUGGAUUCCAGUACUAUUUAUAUUGAGAGAAGUUUCAGUCCAUCCAACUGUGCUAAAACUGGGAUAUUUGUGACAAACUCCUCACCACCCUGCGAGUAUCAGAAGAGCUCUUUGGCCGUUAGCACUUACUGUUUGCAAGAACAGAGUAUAUCCUUUUGUCCCUUUAUGAAAAGUGACGAGUGAAGGCGAGAGGAGGAGGUUAUUUGAUCUGGAAGAUGAGUGUUCUGAUGUGGUGGCUUUUGCAGAAAAUCUUUAUUAGUGUUGAAAACUGGAAAAAAAAUAAUUCACCCAGAAUUCAUACUGUCUUGACAAGAACUAUGGUUCUCUGUUUUUAGAUAUUGUGGAAAAUGUUUUUUGGCAUUUUUCUCUGAUUUUAUUUCUUGUUCCUCCCCCACCCCCUUUUCUUAAAAAAAAGGAAAAAAAAAACACAAAACAAAAAGAAGAGAAAAGCAAAUUUUAUUAUUCAUGCUGUGUGAAAAAAAUCCCAGCCCUGAUUGCUCAGCCGUUCGUACCUGCGCCUGCGCAGGAGCCAGUUCUGCCCCUUCCAGUUCACCCCUCUUCCUGCGGGGGAGAAGUUCCAAAUGUUAAUUUUUUUCUUUUUGAAAAUAUAAAUAAUGACUAUUUUGUA